AUGGCGAGGACGCCGGCAGCGGGGUCCGCGCUGGGGAUGGAGAUGCCGAUAAUGCACGACGGGGACCGGUACGAGCCCGUGCGGGACAUCGGGUCCGGCAACUUCGGCGUCGCGCGCCUCAAGCGCAACCGCGCCACCGGCGACCUCGUCGCCGUCAAGUACAUCGACCGCGGCGACAAGAUCGACGAGAACGUGCAGCGGGAGAUCAUCAACCACCGCUCGCUGCGCCACCCCAACAUCAUCCGCUUCAAGGAGGCUCGCUUCUUCUUCCAGCAGCUGAUUUCCGGGGUUAGCUACUGCCACUCCAUGAAAAUACUGGGUGUUCAGUACGCGGUUCCUGACUACGUCCAUGUAUCUCCAGAAUGCCGAGACCUGAUAUCAAGGAUUUUUGUUGCCAACCCAGAAGAUAGGAUCACGAUGCCUGAGAUAAAGAGCCAUCCUUGGUUCGUCAGGAACCUCCCAGCUGACCUCGUGGGCGAUGGCACGGUGAGCUACGAGGAGCCGGACCAGCCGAUGCAGAACAUGAACGACAUCAUGCAGAUACUGGCGGAGGCAACAGUACCAGCCGAUGGCGCCCGCGGAACGACCCAGUUGUUGUGCGACGACCUUGAUGACUUUGACGACGACAUGGACCUGGACCUCGACAUCGAGAGUGUAUGCCAUGUAAUCAUGCCAAUGAUUGCUGGCCGUCCUCACUGUAAAUCAGUCUGUCGAGAGUUGCUGAUGCUCUGGUUGGAACUUGGAAGAGCUCCAGCUUAA
Molecule: messenger RNA, 759 nt
Organism: Miscanthus lutarioriparius
Lineage: Eukaryota; Viridiplantae; Streptophyta; Magnoliopsida; Poales; Poaceae
Source: the annotation of a GenBank genome assembly